CUAGACACCCUGUCCGCCCGCGUGUCCCGCCCCGGUGGCUGCUUCCCGCCUGCUGUCCUCUGAAGUCAGUCUCUAGCCCCGGGCAAAGCCCAUCUAGUCCGCUGAGCAGGCCAGAGCUGUUGGGAGUGGCGGAUCCUCCCACCCCAGCCGGAUCUGGGCCAUGGCCGAGCCUGGAGAGCAACUGCCAGAGGAGUUGCUGGCGCUCAUCUUCCGCCACCUGUCCCUGAAGGACCGUGCUACAGCCGCCAGGGUCUGCAGGGCCUGGGCUGCCGCUGCUACCUCCAGCGCCGUGUGGCACGACACAAAAAUCAGUUGCGAAUGUGAGCUGGAAGGCAUGCUGCCACCUAAUUUGUCCGCCUGUCUUGACCACGUUCACAACCUACGGCUGGAAUUUGAGCCAUCGAGGGAGCCGAGUCGCCGGGCAGCCAUCGAACUGCUGAUGGCUCUGGCGGGCCGUGCCCUGGGGCUGCGAGGCCUCUGCCUGGAGUGCCGCGGAGAAAAGCCGCUCUUCGACUCGGGCCACGACGUCCUGGAGGCUGUGCACGCAGUAUGCGGGGCGGCCCGCGAGCUGCGCCACCUCGACCUGCGGCGCUUGCCCUUCACACUGGACGACGCGCUGGUGCUGCGGGCGGCGCGCAGCUGUCCCGAGCUCCACAGCCUUUUUCUGGAUAACAGUACCCUAGUGGACAGCGUGGGUCCCGGAUCAGUGCUCGAACUACUGGGGGCCUGCCCGCGCCUGCGCGCUCUCGGCCUGCACCUAGCCAGUCUGUCUCAUGCCACCCUCGAAGCGCUGGCCGCACCAGACCGCUCACCUUUCGCGCUCCUGACUCUGCGCUGCGCGUGCCCCGAAGAUGCGCGCGCUUCCCCCCUGCCCAACGAAGCCUGGGCUGCGUUGCGCCGCCGCCACCCUGGGCUGGCCGUGGAGCUGGAGCUGGAGCCCGCGCUGCCAGCCGAGAGCGUGACGCGCGUCCUGCAGCCAGCGGUCCCCGUGGCUGCGCUACGCCUCAACCUCUCAGGCGACACCGUAGGCCCAGUGCGCUUUGCGGCGCACCACUACGCCGCAACACUGCGCGCGCUCGAGGUGUGCGCAGCCGCUUCAGCCGGGCUAAAUGCCGCGCUGGAGGAGCUGGCGGCGCGCUGCGCGGGCCUGCGCGAGGUGCACUGCUUCUGCGUGGUGAGCCCCUCCGUGUUGAACGCCUUCCGCAUGCACUGCCCGCGCCUGCGCACCUAUACCCUCAAGCUCACGCGCGAGCCUUAUCCUUGGCGGCCCACGCCAGUGGCGUGAUUGGGCGACUUCUCCCCCCGUUCCCGCGAACGUAAGCGCUCUGAGCUGGGACGGGGGUGUCCAGGUGCGUCCUGACUGCUAGCGCCUUCCUUCGGGAUUGUUGCCCCCCCGGGUCUCUACGGAGUGGGAACUGUGGGAUGGUAUCGGGACCAUUCCUGGGAGCCCUGAGUCCACUCACUGCUCUCACCCUCUGCAGAAGUCCCGCCCGCUCGGUCCUGGACACACUGCCCCCGCUGGCCACCACCCCUCUGCGGGCUCUGCAGCUCCGCGGCCCCGGCGCGGGCCGGGCCUCAGGGGUGAAUGUGAAAUAAACAAAUCCUGCAG
This is a messenger RNA of Sapajus apella (tufted capuchin), 1609 nucleotides long. It is a transcript of the gene FBXL8, whose product is annotated as F-box and leucine rich repeat protein 8. Lineage: Eukaryota; Metazoa; Chordata; Mammalia; Primates; Cebidae. The record is from RefSeq and is a predicted model, not a curated record. The transcript is spliced from 3 exons. Gene Ontology annotation, molecular function: protein binding. Bases 161 to 1285 code for a protein of 374 amino acids.